Clunio marinus is the source of this 658-nucleotide messenger RNA. Lineage: Eukaryota; Metazoa; Arthropoda; Insecta; Diptera; Chironomidae. The record is from the annotation of a GenBank genome assembly.
UUUACCAAUCCCUGCCAAUUUGUUUACACUCUGAGCAGACCGAAUUCAGUUUUUCAUACAAAACUAAAAAAAUUCAAAAAUUAAUUUCUAAAUUCUCCACAAAUAUGAAUUCGUGGUUACAAAUGAAUGCUAAUUCUAAUGGCGAAGAGGCUGAAGUAAAUGAUACUGAUGAAUCGAAUCAAGAAAUUGGGCAACAAAUAAAUUAUAAGCAACAAUAUUUGCAACUUAAGAAAAAGCUGAAGCUUCUUUUAUUCGAAAAUGAAUUUUUCCAAGAGAAUCUUCGACAAAACCAGAAACGUCUCUUGAAAGUUUCAAAAGAUCGCAGCUUUUUAUUAGAUCGCUUACUUAAAUAUGAACCAACAGAAAGUACCGAAAGUGAAGGAACUGAAACAUCAGACGAUGAGACAAAAGUUGGAGGAAAGAAACGUAAAACAGACAGUGGUUCAACAUUAGGAAGGAAGAAGAAAGUUAUUAUAAAGAAACAACCAAAUCUUAAUAAUAUCAACAGUCAAGCAGAAACUGACGAUGUUGCUAUGGUGGAACGUCAUCUGGAAGCAAGAAAUUCAAUCUCAAUGCCUAGUUUUACUUUUCCACAGGAAAUUUUUGAUGAAGUUGAUGACAUUUGAGUGAAUAAAAUAAAUCUUUCUCUAUGCUAAAA